Messenger RNA from Eublepharis macularius, 4337 nucleotides. RefSeq names its product SEC31 homolog A, COPII coat complex component (gene SEC31A). Lineage: Eukaryota; Metazoa; Chordata; Lepidosauria; Squamata; Eublepharidae. Gene Ontology annotation, molecular function: protein binding; structural molecule activity. The record is from RefSeq and is a predicted model, not a curated record. Bases 161 to 3976 code for a protein of 1271 amino acids. Gene Ontology annotation, biological process: COPII-coated vesicle cargo loading; endoplasmic reticulum organization; intracellular protein transport. The transcript is spliced from 29 exons. Gene Ontology annotation, cellular component: COPII vesicle coat; endoplasmic reticulum exit site.
GAUGGAGGCGGCGCUCCGGUUGCCACGUUGAAGCGGAACGUGGAGGAGCCUUCGGUCCCGGGAAGGAGCGAGGAGGAGCGGAGGCCGCAGCCCAGCCCGGCCAUUCUCCGCCCCCAGGGAGGCGACCGGGGACCCCAGCUAGAGCUACCCGGGCAGCAGAAUGAAGCUCAAAGAGAUAGACCGCACUGCUAUGCAGGCCUGGAGUCCUGCCCAGCAUCACCCCAUUUACCUGGCCGCUGGCACCUCUGCUCAGCAGUUGGAUGCAACGUUCAGCACCAAUGCCUCGCUGGAAAUAUUUGAACUGGACUUGACCGAUCCUUCGCUGGAUAUGAAGGCUUGUGCCACUUACUCCUCUGCUCACAGGUAUCACAAACUAAUAUGGGGGCCUCACAAAAUGGAACCCGACGGGAAUCUUUCAGGUGUGCUUAUUGCUGGUGGUGAAAACGGAAACGUCAUUUUGUAUGAUCCAGCAAAAAUACUAGCUGGAGAAAGCGAAGUUGUGAUUGCUCAGAAGGACAAACACACAGGACCUGUGAGAGCUCUGGAUGUCAACUUAUUCCAGACAAACUUGGUAGCCUCAGGAGCUAAUGAGUCUGAAAUUUACAUCUGGGACUUGAACAACUUUGCGACACCAAUGACACCUGGAGCCAAGACUCAGCCUCCUGAAGACAUCAGCUGUAUUGCAUGGAACAGGCAAGUCCAGCAUAUCUUGGCUUCUGCUAGCCCCAGCGGCCGUGCCACAGUGUGGGAUCUCAGGAAAAAUGAACCUAUCAUCAAAGUCAGUGACCACAGUAACCGGAUGCAUUGCUCAGGGCUGGCUUGGCAUCCUGAUAUUGCUACCCAAAUGGUUCUGGCUUCAGAGGAUGAUAGGUUGCCUGUCAUCCAGGUGUGGGACCUUAGGUUUGCGUCAUCUCCUCUUCGUGUUCUGGAAAACCAUGCAAGGGGUGUUUUGACCAUUGCUUGGAGCAUGGCAGAUCCUGAGCUGUUGCUGAGCUGCGGAAAGGAUGCUAAAAUACUCUGUUCCAAUCCAAAUACUGGAGAGGUGUUAUAUGAACUUCCUACGAACACUCAGUGGUGCUUUGAUGUCCAGUGGUGUCCGAGAAAUCCCGCUCUCCUCUCUGCAGCUUCUUUUGAUGGGCGGAUCAGUGUUUACUCCAUCAUGGGUGGAAGCACAGACAGCUUGAGGCAGAAACAGGCUGAUAAGCUCUCGUCGUCCUUUGGAAACCUAGAUCCAUUUGGAACAGGGCAGCCCCUUCCUCCACUGCAGCUUCCUCAGCAGACGGCUCCACAGAGCGUGAUCCUGCCAUUGAAGAAGCCACCCAAAUGGCUACGCCGACCUGUGGGUGCAUCUUUUUCGUUUGGAGGGAAGCUCGUUACCUUUGAGAACAGCAAGCCUCAGCAGCAGGGGCCAGAGCAGCAGCAACUCCGCUAUCAUGUCUACAUCAGUCAGGUUGUCACCGAGAAGGAAUUCUUGAACCGCUCUGAUCAGCUGCAGGAGGCCGUGCGGGCAGAAGCUUUCGUCACCUAUUGUCAGAAGAAAAUUGAUGCUGCCAAGAAUGACUUUGAGAAGAAUGUGUGGUCUUUCUUGAAGGUGCAUUUUGAAGAAGAUUCGCGUGGCAAAUACCUAGAACUCUUGGGAUAUAAGAGAGAGGAUCUCGGGCAGAAGAUUACAUCGGCACUCAGUAAGGCCAGCCUUCAUGACAGAGAGCUGGAGGAGACUCUUGAGGAAGCGGAGCAGUCUGCGCCGAAUGAUGGUGAAGAGGGUCUGGCUGCUAAGGAUCAGCUCUUGGGAGAGAUUGCAAAAGAGGAGACUAGUACCCUGCCAUCUACAAAGGGAACCUUUAACAUUUCUGUCACUGGAGAUAUUGAUGGCCUGAUUACUCAGGCAUUGCUGACUGGUAACUUUGAGAGCGCUGUUGACCUCUGCCUUCAUGAUAAUCGCAUGGCUGACGCCAUUAUACUGGCUAUAGCCGGAGGCCAAGAGCUGCUGUUGAAGACACAGAAGAAGUACUUUGCGAAGACACAAGGGAAGAUUACCAGGCUCAUCACUGCUGUGGUGACCAAGAACUGGAAGGACAUCGUUCAGUCGUGUGACCUGCACAACUGGAAAGAAGCCCUGGCUGCGGUAUUGACUUAUGCUAGGCCGGAUGAAUUUGCAGCUCUCUGCGAUUUGUUGGGUACUAGACUUGAAAAGGAAGGAGACAGCCCUCUGCAGACCCAGGCUUGCCUGUGUUACAUCUGCGCUGGGAACGUAGAAAAACUCGUUGCCUGCUGGACUAAAGCUCAGGAUGGAAACAACCCCCUCUCUCUCCAGGACCUCAUUGAAAAAGUGGUAGUCUUGCGUAAAGCGGUGCAGCGGACGCAGGUGAUGGAGGCUGAUGCUGUAGGGGUCCUUUUGGCGGAGAAGAUGAGUCAAUACGCCAACCUCUUGGCAUCCCAGGGCAGCAUUGCAGCUGCUUUGGCUUUCCUCCCUGCUGACACCAAUCAGCCAAACAUAGUGUUGUUGCGGGACAGAAUCUGUAGAGCUCAAGGAGAUCUUCCCAUGGGCCAGGAGGCCCCGAAGACCCCUUACGAGAGGCAGCCUGUGGACAAGGGAAGAGCUGGUCCUGCGGCUGGACAGAUGCAGAUGCCGCAAGUCCCGGGCCAGCAAUACUACCAGCAGGUUAGAGUUGCCCCUACUGUCACUACCUGGAGUAACAAAACCCCCACUGCCCUUCCCAGCCAUCCUUCUGCAGCCUCUCCCUCUGAAACGCAGGGAGAAAACCCUCCUCCUCCUGGGUUUAUUAUGCAAGGGACUGUUAAUCCCAACGUACCACCACAUCCGCCUACAUCUUCUGGUUACAACAAUGUGUAUUCACAGGUGGGAGCGCGGCAGGCAUACCCACAACCUUGCCAGCCAGCACAGCAAUAUUCUUUCAGAACGGGGGGCCCACCACUCUAUCAGCCCCAGCAGCCACUCGCCCCUCCUGCUUCAGCCUCUUAUAUUAACCCGACUCCUCUGUACGUCCCCUCUAAUCCUCCCAGUUCCAUGCCUUCUCCGUUAUAUCCAGCCCAACCCCAAGCCUCUCCGACAACCUUGAAUCCAAGCUCUUCUUUCCCCCCUCCUCCUUCCGGCGCCUCCUUUCAGCAUGUCAGGCCGGGAGCCCCAGCAUCUACUAUGCCAUAUGCACUGCCUCCUGGACCAACAGGUACUGAGCCUGCAGCCAGUGAGCUUCCUGCAUCCCAAAGAACAGAAUUUGAGUCCAUACAAGACCAAGCCAAUAUCCUGCAAGGACCUCAGAAUGGCUGGAAUGAUCCACCUGCUUUGAACAGAGUUGCAAAGAAAAAAAAGAUACCUGACAGCUUCAUGCCUCCUGUUCCUAUCAUGUCCCCAAUAAUGAACCCUUUGCCAGACUCACAAGGCCAAAUGCAGCAGCCUCCGACUUCCGCUAUGCCUCCAGCGCAAGCACCGUUCCAGCCCACACAACUUUCUCCGGGCCAGCCGGUUUUACACAACCCUUUCCAGAGUGUUCCACAACCGGGCGGUCAGCCCAUCAUACCUCCCAUUGCAUCGGCAACUAGUAUGGAAGGAGCCCCGGGAGCUCCAAUUGGCAAUACCAUACAACAUGUGCAGUCAUUGCCGACAGAAAAGAUAACGAAAAAGCCAAUUCCUGAGGAACAUCUUAUCCUAAAGACCACGUUCGAAGCUCUGAUCCAGAGGUGUCUCUCUUCAGCUACAGAUCCACAAACAAAGAGAAAACUAGAUGAUGCCAACAAACGCUUGGAGUUUCUGUAUGACAAACUUCGAGACCAGACGCUGUCCCCGAUGAUAAUCAACGGCUUGCACAACAUCGCCAGGAGCAUCGAAACCCGGAACUACACGGAGGGUCUGAACAUCCACACUCACAUAGUCAGCACUAGCAACUUCAGUGAGACGUCGGCCUUCAUGCCAGUGCUGAAAGUAGUCCUCACCCAGGCCAACAAACUGGGGGUGUGAAGUGGGCUUCUGCAGAGAAGGAAGCACGUUGCUUUGGAAAUGCGCAGAACACAGCUCUACUUGGCAACAAACUGGUCACUACAGUAUCCCUACAGAUGAGCUUUCUCCACUUUUAGAAGGGCCUGCAAGCCCCGGUGCUUUUCUUUUAUCCUUUCACCUUUUAUGAUUCUUGACUACAAAUAGUGUAACUAAUUAUGCCACCCCUCCCCACCAUUGUCCAUUUUAAAUGCAUGUUACCUUGCUGCUUUGAAAGCGGCUUUUAAAAAUACCAGAGGGCAGUUUGUGUGUAAGGGUGACCGCAAAAAGUACUCUUUGCACAUUCCUCGCAUCAACCAAAUUAAAAGUUGCUGAUUUUAUUUUA